UUGACAGAUCCCAGCAUGCCUUCCGAGACAACCCAAGCCGAAGGAGGGUGUGCAGAGUGUCCCCACCUCUCAAAGGCAUGCCUGGAGGAGGAACCCACAGAGGACAAGGAAGCCAAGGCGUGCUCAUGGAUCCUCCCGAAUACCCCCAGCAAGUGCUCCUGGCAGCUGGGCAGCCUGAGCGCCGACUCUCCACAUCACCAUGCUCCCUCGACAAAAGCCCCUAAAAUCUUGCCAGAUAUCCUGCAGAACAUUGGGGAUACCCCCAUGGUGAAAAUCAAUAAGAUCGGGAAGAAGUUUGGCCUGAAGUGCGAGCUCCUGGCCAAGUGUGAGUUCUUCAAUGCGAGCGGGAGUGUGAAGGACCGCAUCGCUGUGAGGAUGAUUGAGGAUGCCGAGCGGGCUGGGAUUCUAAAGCCUGGGGACACGAUCAUCGAGCCGACAUCCGGGAACACAGGGAUCGGGCUGGCCCUGGCUGCCGCCGUGAAGGGCUAUCGCUGCAUCAUCGUGAUGCCGGAGAAGAUGAGCAUGGAGAAGGUGGACGUCCUGCGGGCCCUGGGGGCCGAGAUUGUGCGGACACCCACCAAUGCCAGAUUCGACUCCCCUGAGUCACACUUUGGGGUGGCAUGGAGGCUGAAGAAUGAGAUCCCCAAUUCUCACAUCCUGGACCAGUACCGCAACGCCAACAACCCCCUUGCUCACUACGACACCACUGCUGAGGAGAUCCUGCAGCAGUGUGACGGGAAGGUGGACAUGCUGGUGGCCUCAGCGGGCACGGGCGGCACCAUUACGGGCAUUGGCAGGAAGCUAAAGGAGAAGUGCCCUGGAUGCAGAAUCAUCGGGGUGGAUCCUGUAGGCUCCAUCCUGGCAGAGCCUGAGGAGCUGAACCAGACGGAGCAGACGGCCUACGAGGUGGAGGGCAUCGGCUAUGACUUCGUCCCCACGGUGCUGGACCGGAAGGUGGUGGACAAAUGGUUCAAGAGCAAUGAUGAGGAGUCCUUCACCUUCGCCCGAAUGCUGAUCUCGCAGGAGGGACUGCUGUGUGGUGGCAGUUCGGGCAGUGCCAUGGCCGGGGCCGUGAAGGCCGCCCAGGAGCUGCAGGAGGGCCAGCGCUGCGUGGUGAUCCUGCCCGACUCGGUUCGCAACUACAUGUGAGCCUCCCUCCUGCGCCGUCCUUGGAGCUGUCUCCGCUCCCUCUGUGCUCCCUGAGAUCCGACAGCAAGAAGGAGGGCGGGGUGGGGGUCCGCGGGUCUGGGAGCUCUGCUUUUCCCUCCGGGCCCCUCCAGGCUGUGGGGCUCAUUUCUUCAUCCAACCUUGUCCCCUUGGGUCUAAGAGCCGCGUUUCAAAGGCAGCUCACGUUCGCGGUGGCAGCGGGCACGUGCCUGGCGGAGCCCCAUGUGCAGGCGGCUCUGCUUCCAUCGCAGCCCCGAGCCCCCCUGCUCUGAGAGCCGCAGCCGAGGGAGGGGGAGGG
Equus quagga is the source of this 1465-nucleotide messenger RNA. RefSeq names its product cystathionine beta-synthase-like protein. Gene Ontology annotation, molecular function: cystathionine beta-synthase activity; cysteine synthase activity. The transcript has 10 exons. The coding region runs from base 16 to 1149 and encodes 377 amino acids. Gene Ontology annotation, cellular component: cytoplasm. The record is from RefSeq and is a predicted model, not a curated record. NCBI's taxonomy places the organism in Eukaryota, Metazoa, Chordata, Mammalia, Perissodactyla, Equidae.